AAAUCACUUGGGAAGCUUUAUACAGUAUAAAGCGAAGUGAUACAGUUGAGCUCAUACUAUCAAGGUUCAUGAGACCCCUCCUUUUCUAGCUGUUUUUUCAUAAUUAUUUUUUUAUAUUUAAAUCCCAUGAUACCUUGCCUCUUCUGCAACCGCCUUAGCUCUUUCUCUUUUCUUUCUUCUCUAAAAAUAAAGGUUUCCCAAAGCUAAAAUCGAAGCGUUUUAAUGCCCAACAACCUCCUUUAAACUCGUGUCUCUUUCUUAAAUCUUGUAGCAGAGGUUUUUCUUUUCUUUCUUUACAACCAAGAAGCAAAAGUUUCAGCUUCUCUAUCUCUAUUCUCUGUCUGUCUGUCUGUCCGUCUGUCUGUCUUUCUCAGUUCAGGUUCUUGGAUCUUUUCUUACAACCGUAUUCUGAUCUGUUCCUUAAAGGAUGAAUAAACAAGAGGUUAUGAAGAUGCAGACAUGGUUACUCAGAGUGAAUAUACAGUGUAGUUGUGAUGGCUGUAAGCAGAAAAUAAAGAAACUACUGCAGAAAAUUGAUGGAGUGUAUACUACUAGUAUAAAUGCAGAGCAAGGGAAGGUAACAGUGACAGGAAAUGUUGAUCCAGCUAUACUCAUCAAGAAACUGGAGAAGGCAGGGAAACAUGCACAGCUAUUGGCAGGAGCUCAAAAGGGUUCAAACAAUUUCCCAAACCAACUCACCAACCAGUUCAAGAACAUGCAUAUGGAUGGUGGCAAAGGUGGGAAGGACAACAAAUCUCAGAAGGGUGGUGGUGGAAAUAACCAGCAAAAAGGAGGGCAGCAAUUUGCACCACAGCAUAUGCAGCAAAUGAAGAAAGAUUUUAAGGUACCUUCCAAAGACCAGAAAUCUGUCAAGUUCCACUUGCCUGAGGAUGAUUUAGAUGAAAGUGAUGAUGAUUAUGAUGAGUUUGGUGAUGAGUUUGAUGAUGAAUUUGAUGAUGAGUUUGAUGAUGAGUUUGAUGAUGAUGAGGAGGAAUUUGGUCAUGGCCAUGGGCAUCAAAUGCAAAACAAGAUGGUACCUCUGAUGGGAAAAGGCCAUGGGUCAUACGGGCCCAAUGGCAUGAUUAAUGGCCCUGCCGUGAAUGGUAAAAAAGGAGGAGGUGGUGGUGGGGAUUAUGGCAAGAAAGGAGGUGUUAUUGAUAUACCUCUAGUAAUGAAAGGCAUGGGAGAAAACAAAGAUGGGAAGCAUGGUAAUGGAGGAAAGAAAGGAGGUGGUGAUAAGAACAAAGGAGGGAAGGGAAACAAGGGGGGAGCAGAUAAAAAUGGUGGUAAAAAAGGAGGGGGUGGUUUACUAGGAUUUUUUAAGAAGAAUAAAGGUGGAAAAGAUUGUAAUCGUAAGGGUAAAAAUGAAUGGGAUGGGAAAAAUAAGGGUGCCCAUAAUAGUAAUGGGGGCAAUGAUGGUGGAAGCAAUAAUGGCAAUGGAGCUAAAAAGGGUUGGAGCAAAAAUGGUGGUGGGGGCCAUGAGAUGGGAAAAAUUAAAAAUGGUGGGUUUGAUGACAUUGAUAUUAUUAAUCAUGGCAAAGGAGGCGGAGGUGGUGGUGGGAGAGGUGGUGGUGGUGGUGGCGGUAGCGGUAAGAAUAUGGGGCAGAUGGGCCAAAUGGAUGGUCAGAUGGGUCACAUGGGUCAGAUGGGUUAUAAUAUGGGUCAAAUCGGUCAUAUGGGCCAAGUGGGAAAUUUUCCAAUGAGCCAGAUGGGUAAUUUUCCUGCAGUGCAAGGACUACCAGCAGCUGCAGCAAUGAAUGGUGGGUACUACCAAGGAAUGGGGCCAGGGAAUCCCUAUAGUCAACAACAAUACAUGGCCAUGAUGAUGAAUCAACAGCGAGCAAACGGGAAUGGGGGGAUGUAUCAACCAAUGAUGUAUGCACAACCAUAUCCCCAUGCAAAUUAUGGUCCUCCUCCAAUGCAUGCUGCAAAUUCUGAAUCCUAUGCCCAUUUCUUUAGCGAUGAGAACGCCAACAGCUGCACUAUCAUGUAAAAUUUUCUUUUUCUUUUUGGUUUUUCUUCUCUAGGGUGCUUUUUACAAGCGUGCAAGGUUCAAGAAGACAUUGCUUGUGUUUCUUGCCAAUGGCAAAUUUUUGUUUUUCUUAGAUAAUCAAUCCCUCAAACUCUUUUUCUUGGGGGGUUUUAUGUCUUGGACAAUGGAAUACUAGUAAGGUUACUAUGUAGAAGAAAAUGUAGGUAAAGUUUGUGGGAUGUAGCUAGAAGGAAUGGUCAGAAAAGAAGGGGAGGUAUAGUUCAGUUGCUUUCUUAAAAGAUGUACCAUAUGUUAUUUUAUAUGAUGUUGGUUUCAAAUAUGAAAAUAUGUUGGGCAUCAAUCCCCAUCUAAUGUUAGAAAAAGGGUCCAUUUGGCUUCAGCUUUUGAC
Messenger RNA from Durio zibethinus, 2381 nucleotides. RefSeq lists its product as uncharacterized. Gene Ontology annotation, molecular function: metal ion binding. NCBI's taxonomy places the organism in Eukaryota, Viridiplantae, Streptophyta, Magnoliopsida, Malvales, Malvaceae. The record is from RefSeq and is a predicted model, not a curated record.